AUGGUUACGAGAAUUUUUUCUUCUCUACGAGAAAAUGAGAAUUUAACUGUUGAAAAAAACGAUUCCAACAGUUUACAUUAUUAUUCACCAUAUAAUAACGUUUACAUUUCUUGCGAUCGACAACUCAAGAAAAUACAAAAUUAUUUUCCAUACCGUUCUGCAACUUAUCAACGAAUAAACGAUUCUGACCAAACAGCAUUUUUAUUUAUUAAAAAACAAAAAAAAAUUCUCAAUUUACAUCCAGGUAGAUUUUAUGUACAACAAAAAACAAAUAUGAAUGGUGAAUCGCGUGUUCAAGAAUAUUGUCGAUAUAGAGAUGCUCACAAUAAUGGAUCAAUAAACACAACUGUUUUUGUUGAUAAACAUUUACAAAUUCCUUGUUAUUUACAAAUUACAAAACGAAAUGAGAAUGAAUAUUCAAGAUAUAGAAAUUCUAAUUUGUCAAGAGACAGAUCAAUAAAUCGAACUGAUACACGUUUAAAAACUCAUUACAAAUGUCGAUCUUUAAUUUAUGAUAGUGAAGCUAAAGUUAGUAAAAAUAAAUUAUUUAAUAAUAAACAAUUGAUUUUAUUUGCUUUUCUUUUAAAGCGUUUUAAUGUAUCGGAUGAUAAAGUAUCUUGGAAUGUUGAUUAUCCGGAUUAUAAACCUGUUGAAUAUACAACUACUAAAAUUCAACGUAAUCCAAAAGCUGAUUCAUGUGAUCCAUCGAAAAUUACUAAAUUCAAUCAAGUUGAUAAUAAAAUCGAUCGACGAAGUUUUACUGGUUUCUAUUAUAUUGAUCCGAUAACUCAACGACCAAGAAAUCCAAUAGGAAGAACAGGCAUGACUGGUCGAGGUCGUCUAUAUCAUUGGGGUCCUAAUCAUGCUGGUGAUCCAGUUGUUACACGUUGGAAACGUGAUGAAAAUGGUUCGAUAGUUUAUCGUCGAAUAAAUGCACAUUGUCAUUUAAAGCCUGUUCUUGAAUUUGUUGCUAUUCGACGACGUGAUACUAAAGAAUGGGCUUUACCUGGAGGUAUGGUCGAUCCAGGUGAAAAUGUUUCAAACACAGUAAUGCGUGAAUUUCAAGAAGAAGCAUUACGUGAUGGUCUUGAUGAAAAUCUAAUAAAACGAUUAUUCUCAAAAGGUUAUAAACUAUAUGAAUCAUAUGUUGAUGAUCCUCGAAAUACAGAUAAUGCUUGGAUGGAAACAGUUGCUAUGCAUUUUCAUGAUGAAACAGGCCAAUUAACAGAUCAUCUUGAUUUACAUGCUGGUGAUGAUGCAGAUAAAGUUGUUUGGUGUACUGUCGAUCGAACACUUCAAUUAUAUGCGUCUCAUAAAGAUUUUCUUAAAGCAGCUGUUGAUCGUUUUGAUGCAUUUUGGUAA
This is a messenger RNA of Rotaria sp. Silwood2, 1362 nucleotides long. Lineage: Eukaryota; Metazoa; Rotifera; Eurotatoria; Philodinida; Philodinidae. The record is from the annotation of a GenBank genome assembly.